This is a messenger RNA of Diorhabda carinulata, 990 nucleotides long. RefSeq lists its product as uncharacterized. Bases 1 to 990 code for a protein of 329 amino acids. NCBI's taxonomy places the organism in Eukaryota, Metazoa, Arthropoda, Insecta, Coleoptera, Chrysomelidae. The transcript has a single exon. The record is from RefSeq and is a predicted model, not a curated record.
AUGUAUGGAAAACGUCAACGCCAAAACGACAACAUGCCUCCAAUGUUUGAUAUCUACCGUAAGCCGAUGUUUGACGAUUCAAUUCGAAAGGCUGAAUACAGAACCUAUGCUCCAUUUAUAAAGUCAUUCAAUUGCAGUGACAUUGUGGAGUUUAGCAUUAAUCAGGUUGAUUCGUUCUUUGCAAUGAGCGAAACUUUGUUGUGCAUUAAAGGUUCGCUUGAAAUACACGGAGCUGGUGACGUAAAAUUAGCAAAUAUUGUUGGAGCCUUUCUAUUCGAUUCAUGUACGUACAGUGAAAGUGCCAGGGAAAUGGAAACAGUUCGGGACCCUGGAAUAGUGAGUGCCGUACGUGCUAUGACUUGUUAUAACCAAGAAGAUUCCAAUCAUAUGGCUAUAGCCGGCUGGAAUUACCCGAAAGAUCCUAUUCUGAAUGUUAGCGACAAGUCCUUCAACCUUCAAAUACCUCUCAAACAUAUUUUCAGCAUUUUCAACGAUUAUUCAAUGAUUACAUGUGGGCGUCAAACAAUACGACUAGUUCGGGCACGAAAUGAUAAUGAUUGCUUAUAUAUUACUGAAAAGAAUGUCUCUGGAACGCUCUCCACUACAACAGCUAAAAUAAACAUUACAAGCGUUGAGCUGAAAGUUAAACAUAUCUCUCCUAAUGACGACAUAAAAUUAAAUCUCAUGAAAUCCAUUCAAAAAGAUCAACCUAUAGUUAUUCCAUUUAGGAAGUGGGAGUUACACGAAUUACCCUCAAUUACUAAAGGAGCAAGACAUGAAGUUUGGGCUGUCAAGACAUCCACUUCAGUUGAAAGACCUCGUUUUGUUAUUGUUUUCUUUCAAACCGGCAAAUGUAACUUGAGUACAGCUGACCCGACUUUAUUUGACAAUGCCGACGUACAAAGUAUAAGACUGUCACUUAAUGGUGAUUAUUGGCCCAAUGAAAGAAUGCAAUUGGAUUUCGCUAAAAAUGAUUACAAUGAAGCCUAA